Molecule: messenger RNA, 1050 nt
Organism: Arachis duranensis
Lineage: Eukaryota; Viridiplantae; Streptophyta; Magnoliopsida; Fabales; Fabaceae
Exons: 2
Coding region: 1-1050 (349 amino acids)
Biological process (GO): proteolysis
Molecular function (GO): aspartic-type endopeptidase activity
Source: RefSeq, a predicted model, not a curated record
AUGCAGGAAAAUCCCCCUAUGGUGAUCACAGCAGAGGUAGGAACCGGACUGGUUAAGCGAAUCCUAGUGGAUACCGGCGCGGAUUCGAACAUCAUGUUCCGCAAUGUAUUUGACGCCCUAGGUCUACGAGAUACUGACCUGAAGACACACCAGCAUGGUGUGGUCGGUCUCGGAGACCACUUCAUCAAGCCAGAUGGGAUAAUCUCUUUAUCGGUCUCCAUAGGCAGGGGUCCAGAGAGGAGGACUAUAAUGGCGGAGUUCGUUGUCUUGAGGGAUUCCACAGCCUACAACAUCAUAAAGGGCAAAGAAACCAUCAACGAACUCGAAGCAAUAAUCUACACCAAGUUAUUGGUAAUGAAGUUUGUUCCUGAUAAUGGGUCGAUUGGAUCCAUCAAGGGAGACUUAGAAACGGCAGUCGCAUGCGACAACGCCAACCUCUCCCUAAGGAAGAAAUCCAAGGAAGUAGCCAGGGUCUUCUUGGCCGACCUGGACGCAAGAGUCGAGGAUAAGCCCAGGCCAGAGCCCGAGGGAGACCUCGAGAAAAUCAAGGUCAGCGACUCGGAGGCAAAGUUCACCUUCGUGAACAGGAACCUCCCCCAUGAGUUAAAGGAGCCGUUGGUGGAGCUAAUUCGGAAAAACGGCGACCUGUUCGUGUGGACGCCAGCCGACAUGCCGGGUAUUGACAAGGUCAUGUCGCACCACCUAGCGGUGAGAUCGGAAGCUAAGCCGGUAGCGCAGAGGAGGAGGAAAAUGAAACGUAACGGGAAGUGGAGAAUGUGCAUAAACUACUCUGACGUCAACAAAGCCUGCCCCAAGGACUCUUUCUCCCUCCCUAAUAUUGAUGCACUGGUAGAUGCAGCCUCGGGUUACGAGUACCUGAGCUUCAUGGACGCCUAUUCUGGGUAUAACCAGAUCCUGAUGCAUCAACCGGAUGAAGAAAAGACGGCAUUCAAAAUGCAAGGGGGGAACAUAUUACUACAAGGUGAUGCCGUUUGGGCUGAAGAACGCGGGAGCCACGUACCAAAGGCUGAUGAACAAGAUAUUCUGUGA